Cylicocyclus nassatus is the source of this 363-nucleotide messenger RNA. Lineage: Eukaryota; Metazoa; Nematoda; Chromadorea; Rhabditida; Strongylidae. The record is from the annotation of a GenBank genome assembly.
AUGUUCUUCACAACACCAGCAUCAUUCAACUCCAACUAUGUUUCCUGGUUCUUCAAUCCCAUGACGGGGCAAGAGGUGUUUCUUCAAUCAUUUUUGAUCUGUCUCAUAAAUGUCAUAGCAGCAUAUAUCUAUGUAUACAUGCAGUACGGCUCCCCAUCAAAAUGGUUCGUAAUCACUGGGCAAAUAGCCUGGCAACUUAGUGCAGGAUUUGUUUGCAUCAUCUACUUAGCGAUUAACCGUACGAUUCGACGAGGUGUACUUGAAUUGCUGGUGCCACAACGAUGGAUGGGAAGAGUUCACUCAAUCCUUAUGCCCACUACUCUUGUAUCUGGAUACCAUAGUCAAAGCGGCAUUAAGAAUUAA